UACCAUUCUUUGGUAGUACAUGCAAGCAGGGAAAGCUGUUUAUGCUCUGCUGAGUAUAAUGUUACCAUUAGCCUGCUUUUCGAUUGCAAAGCAGUGUGCUCAAUAGUUUCUCUGGUGCAACAUGAAUUUAGAUAUCCAUUUGGAAAGAGAGCAACAAAAUCUGGAAAGGAGAGAAGAGUCUUUGUGGAAACAUGAUACCAAAUCGGUAGAUGUGACUUCGAGACAAUGGGUUAUUCGAGCUACUUAUCUGAUUACAACCAUUGGCCUGACUUGUUUGUUCAUGCAAUUUGGGAUUGUUCCUUAUUUAGCAACUAGCCUGGGUUUAGAUGCAGUUGGAUUUGGCUACUUGCAAACACUCUUUGGUGUUCUUCAGCUUCUGGGAAGUCCUAUUUUUGGGAGGUUUUCUGACCAAUUUGGAGCCAGAGCUGCACUGACUCUGUCAUAUGUAGCUUCAUCUUUGGUCUUCUUGCUCCUUUCUAUGUCCACCAAUGUACUGCUGCUCUUUCUGUCCAGGAUUCCAUUUGUCUUCAUGCAUGCACUGCCAGGCGCUCAAAUAGUCAUAACAGAUUUGACAACUCCUGCUGAGCAUGCUGAUGCUCUAGGCAAGCUUGGAUUAUGUUUUGGAAUAGGAAUAAUCAUUGGUUCUUCGUUGGGUGGUAGUCUAGCCACAAAAUUUGGAAUUUAUUUUCCUUGCUAUGUUGCACUGAUUGGGGAGCUUACAUGCCUUUUGAUGGUCCUCCUCUUUAUUCCUGCUCAGACAAAGUCACAGACGAAAGAAAAUGCUACACAACACAGCAUUCCCCAGUCCAGCAGUGUGUUUAGCCUCAAAGAAAUUACGAGACUGCUGACACUUCCAGGCAUAAUGGAUAUUUUCUUAAUUAAGGUGCUUUCCGGACUUCCUGUAGGUUUGUUCCUGAUCAUGUUUUCCAUCAUAGCUAUUAAUUUCUUUGAUCUGGAAGCUGCACAGGCUGGAUACCUGAUGUCAUAUUUUGGAGUCCUUCAAAUGUCGGCAGUGGUCAGGUGCACACAAGGGCAGGAAACAAGCAGCACCAGCCAGGUGCACAAGCAAGACAUCGCUUCAUUGCCAACUGGUCUGGCACAGCACAGAAACUUAAAAAAAAAAAAAAAACCCUCAGCUUUAGUGACAAAGCCAGUUUUCCAGGGCCUAGUAAUUGGACGUUUAACUCAUCACUAUGCAGAGCGGACUCUGCUCAUGUUGAGUGUCUCUGUCUUCGGUGGAGUGGGCCUUGCUAUGGCCCUGAUGACCAACGUUUUCCAGUACUGCAUCAUUGCAUUUCCCAUGGUUUUUGCAUUCUGUACUUUAGGCAUCAUUACUGAUGUCCUUCUAACCAAGUCUGUACCUCCUUCUGACACUGGAGCCAUACUGGGAAUAUCUGCAUCUGUUAUUCCAUUGACCAGGGCAAUAGGCCCAACAAUAGGAGGAUUUUUAUAUGGAAGAUUUGGGGUCUCAUCCUUCGGUUACUUACAGCUGAUCAUCAGUGUGGCUCUAUUUUUGUAUAUCUCUAAAAAGAAGAUCCCUCUGAAUGAAGACAAAGUUAGGUAACCAAUUCCACGAGUAUGUUAAUGAGCAAAUGUGUGAUUCUAGCCAUAGUAAGACUUUUAUUUCAAUGGCUGUAUUUGAUUGGAAAUAAAAGACCAAGUUAAUCCAG
Eublepharis macularius is the source of this 1670-nucleotide messenger RNA. It is a transcript of the gene SLC67A1, whose product is annotated as solute carrier family 22 member 18. Bases 122 to 1564 code for a protein of 480 amino acids. Gene Ontology annotation, biological process: transmembrane transport. The transcript has 12 exons. The record is from RefSeq and is a predicted model, not a curated record. Gene Ontology annotation, molecular function: transmembrane transporter activity. NCBI's taxonomy places the organism in Eukaryota, Metazoa, Chordata, Lepidosauria, Squamata, Eublepharidae.